Molecule: messenger RNA, 1505 nt
Organism: Chenopodium quinoa (quinoa)
Lineage: Eukaryota; Viridiplantae; Streptophyta; Magnoliopsida; Caryophyllales; Amaranthaceae
Product: B3 domain-containing protein At4g34400-like
Exons: 4
Coding region: 517-1044 (175 amino acids)
Molecular function (GO): DNA binding
Source: RefSeq, a predicted model, not a curated record
UUAAUAUAUAAAAGUAUAAAUAUAGAUUUGACAUGAUUUAACUUUAAAAUAAACCUAACUUGAUCCUACCUCAUCGAACCCAAUCAGGCUAUCUGAAUUAACACCUGUACAAGGACCAACCCAAUUUGAGCCACUUUGGACUAACUCAUUUUGAUUUGUUACAAGACAACCCACUUAUGAGUUAUGAUCCGACUUGCUAUUGGUCAAUGCUUUUGACCAACCCUAUAUAUUCGGGCUGAUCCAACAAUUGGCCCUUACUUUUGACUUUAGUUAUGACGCAGAACUGUAAUAAACAGUGCAACUCUGCAAUGUUUCUGAUUUGACUUUGAUGUUUCAUUGUCUUAUACUACUAAAAUCACCUUUCAAAUUAAAUCAACCUUUUUUCUUUCCCCCCUUUAUAACAACAAACCCAUCCCAUCCCAAAUUCAUCAUCACCCAAAAAAAAAAAAAAAAAAAAAAAAAAAAAUCUCUGUAUUUUCUAAAACCCUAGAUUUCUCAAAGAUUGGAACUUUGAAGAUGGGUCCUUCAGAUAACAAACACCCACAAUUCUUCAAAGUAUUUCAACCACAGCAAUCUUCUGAAAAUUUGAAGCUUCCACCUGCAUUUGAAGAGAAGAUACCAGCAAAAAUACCCAGCAGAGUGUUCUUAAAAAACAGAAAUAGUAGUAAGAGUUGGCUGGUAGAAGUGGGCAGAAUUGAUGGUAGAUUAUACUUUAAAGGGGGUUGGUCUAAGUUUGUCUUGGAAAAUUCCUUGAGUUUUGGAGAUUUUAUGGUUUUCAAGUAUAAUGGACAGCGGAUUUUCGAUGUUUUAAUACUUGGGAGACAUGGUUGCGUAAAGGAAUUCGUCGGGGCAGAGGGGACUGAAGAACUAGCAAACAAGGAGGAGGAUGAGGAUGGGGACGAGGAUGACGAUGAAGAUGAAGAGAUGCGCUACACAAUGUCUAGGAAUAUUUCAUCUAAGAAAAAUUUGUCCGGGCACAUUACAAACAGUGAUGAAGAUGAGGAUGAAGAUUUUAAGCCCACUCAAAAAUAUAGGAAAUUAUAAGAGAAAAAUGGUUAAGCAAGAGUAUUAUUGUUUUCAAAGACGCGAAGGGAAGAAGCUGGUGCAGAUUAUUUGUGAGUUCCUGUCUCAAAGCAAAGAUACUUGUGAAAUCAUCACCUCUGAUACUGUCCAAAGGCAACAUUUUUUUUUUUUUUUUUUGUUGUUGUUGUUGUUGUUGUUGUUGUUGAAAGACAAAGGCAACUAAUUUAAUUAACAAGUCAACUGUAUGAAAUGAUCUAUUAGUUUUAAUGAUUUUCCAUCAGAUUUGGAAAUGAAAUAUAACUUCUUUUUAUUUAUCACAAAUAUUUCUGUCAGAUAUGUAACUUGGUCAAAUAAAUGGAUAGCAUUAUUGUUAUUUCCUUUUUAAGUAUUUGGAUCUAGAUUUGCUGCUCUUAAUAUGAUUCUAUUUAUGGGUUAUCUUUCUCUAUACCUGAAAUGUCUAGUACAAGUACUUUUUUUUUUUU